This is a messenger RNA of Cylindrotheca closterium, 945 nucleotides long. NCBI's taxonomy places the organism in Eukaryota, Bacillariophyta, Bacillariophyceae, Bacillariales, Bacillariaceae. The record is from the annotation of a GenBank genome assembly.
AUGGCCAAGGGAGAUGCCUCUUGGCACACAAUCAAAGAAGCCUUGGGUUGGAACUGGGGAGUGACAACAAAGACAUUGCAAUUGAAAGAGAAACGAGUGAGCAAGGCCCUGUCACUCGGGGGCGAGGUCUUGGAUUGCAAACGCGUCUCCCUGAAACAAUGGCAGCAGGUGUUGGGAGUCUUACGAAGCCUGCAGCCAGGAAUGGUGGGGUUGACUCCUGAGGUCCGUGAGCAAAUGGAAAUCUUCCAAGAUUUUCUUCAUAGCCAUGCAAAGCGCCCCACAAUACUUGAAGAACUGGUGCUAGGCGUUGACUUACACGUUGGCGCUUGCGAUGCGGCAAAGUUGGGAAGGGGAGGAGUGUGGUUCACAGACGAUGGAGAGGCCAUUGUCUGGCGCGAACCAUAUCAAGAAGUAGUGAAAAAAGAGGUUAUUUCAGAUCACAAUCUGACAGGAAAACUUACCAACUCAGACUCGGAGCUGGAAGGCACCGUUCUCCAUCAUUUUGUCCUUGGAAAGACCGCCCAGGUGGAAGGCGAAACCACUUAUACUGGCUGUGAUAACACACCUGCAGUGUUGUGGCGCACAAAAGGAUUGUCCACCUCUCAAAAGGCAAGAGCAAGAAUAUUACGGUUAGCGGCAGGAUUACAGCGGGAACAAAGAGCACAUCAUCGUAUUGGGCACUUAUCUGGAACAAACAAUCAAAUGGCCGACGAUGCUAUCCAACUGUGGCACCUGUCUGACGCCAAAUUUAUCUCAUAUUUUAAUUGCACGUAUCCACAGAUCAACUCUUGGCAACUGUACAGGAUGCCAAACGCCGUGAACUCCUUGAUGACAUCCGUGCUGUUGAACUCGGAAUCAAACACGGAGUCUGUCCUUCAAGAGUUGCAAAGGCACACUCUGUCUGGACCACAGCCUCACCCUCGACCCAGGAUUGUCAACGGCUGA